Molecule: messenger RNA, 1838 nt
Organism: Eriocheir sinensis (Chinese mitten crab)
Lineage: Eukaryota; Metazoa; Arthropoda; Malacostraca; Decapoda; Varunidae
Product: ethylmalonyl-CoA/methylmalonyl-CoA epimerase-like
Exons: 4
Coding region: 558-1076 (172 amino acids)
Biological process (GO): L-methylmalonyl-CoA metabolic process
Cellular component (GO): mitochondrion
Molecular function (GO): methylmalonyl-CoA epimerase activity
Source: RefSeq, a predicted model, not a curated record
GUUGCAAAGGCGAAAAUCCGGACCUUGUUGUUGUGAGGCUCAGCUGAUGGCCCGCCGGUGAUGCCCUGCUACCGUGAAUUACAGUGACGCAGAUCCUACAGUUGUUAUGAGGAAGAUUCCGCGCGCCGGCCGCCUGGGUGAGUACCUCCACAAGGGCAUUGUACUGGCCUGUGCGGGGGUGACUCUCUUCGCCACUAUGGACCUUGGGCUGCGGGUCUACAACUAUUACUCAGUCGUCAAGCCCCAGCGCAACAGGGAGGAGGCACUCAGGGACGCCGAGGAGAAGGCCAGAGCUGCUGAGGUCGACAUGACUGAUACUGCAUUGCCCCUCAAGGCCUAGACACGUUACAUUCAUCCUUCAGUAAUUCAUUUUUUGGAACUUUUUUUUCUGCCACAUUUAACACAAACUGAAAAGUGGUGUCUUUCUUUACUGGAUUCAGGACUAUAAUUUACCUCAUUACUACAAGAACUGGAACUUGUGGAACUUGUGACACUACUGCUGUGAGCUCUCUUAAACACAAGUGACUUCUUUGCACGAAACCCAAUAAACAAACACAAUGCUGCGGUCCAUGUCCUGUGUUGCCCGCCUGGCUGCUGGCGUGGUGGGCCGCCGCUGGGUGGGUCAGAGUGCAGUGCUGUGCCAAGCACCCCCAAAGGUCCCCCCGGCACUCUGGAAGCUCGGCAGACUGAACCAUGUGGCCAUAGCAACCCCGGACCUUGAGAAGAGCACAGCCCUCUACAGGGACGUGAUGGGGGCAGAGGUGAGUGGCGUGGAGGCCCUGCCCGAGCAUGGCGUCUACACGGUGUUCGUCAAGCUGGACAACACCAAGCUGGAGCUGCUGCAUCCGCUGGGGGACAACAGCCCCAUACAGAAUUUCCUGGACAAGAACAAGAAUGGAGGGAUGCACCACAUCUGCAUUGAGGUGAAUGACAUCCGGGCAGCCAUGAGUGACCUACAGGCCCAGAAGAUUCGGUGUCUGAGCAAGGAGCCAAAGAUCGGGGCGCACGGCAAGCCGGUGGUGUUCCUGCACCCCAAGGACUGUGCCGGGGUGCUGGUGGAGCUGGAGGAGGUGUGAGGUUGGUUGCUGCCGCUGCCCUUGGCCCAGUGAUGUGAAUGAAUACAUAGAUAUAUUUUUUAUUUGAAUUUCUUUUUAUGUAGACAUGUUUCUUGUAUCAACAGAUAAAUCAAGAAAGGUAAUACUAAUGCAAAACUUUAAAUUAAACUCAAAUGAUAAAGUAAAUUGGGGAAAGCAAAUAACACAACAAAAAUAUUGAUAAACUAGAACAUGGCAAAGUAAACCAGGUAAAUCUAGUAACAAAAUAGAUGUCAACUAAAAUAAGAAAGUAAAAAUAUAUGUACUUACUCUUUCUCCGUCAAUAAUGUCCUAACUGGCUGUUGUAGUUAAAAUGUAGAAGGGUUUUAAACUGCAAUAGUAUUACAACUAUAUGUUUUUGCACUGUUUCUUUUCAUUGUGGUGCGAUAAUAGAACACAGGCGCUUUUCACACUGAAGUGCAUAUCUCAUAGACUUAGUAUUGUGUUCAUGGAGUGCUGAAGAUGUAAAAAGAUGCCGAGAUAAAAUACAAAAUCUGCAAAGUUAUGUCUUCAGUUUCUCACGAAGUUUUUGUUUCAUAGGUCACAGCGUAUUGAAGUUUGUGCUACAUAGGUCAUGGAGUAUUUAAGCUUUCAUUAGCAGAUGGUGAAUAGUUUGAGGAAGGUCAAGCCAUAUGUCUGAGUCUAGCUUUUUUGUGAUUCUUUGGGACUGUGAAAUGUCAAAGGUCUUGCAUCUGAUCUUGAUAUGAUUGACACCUCUCAUAAUGUAAAUAAAACAUAAACUGA